Rana temporaria (common frog) is the source of this 572-nucleotide messenger RNA. RefSeq names its product gastrin/cholecystokinin-like peptide. Gene Ontology annotation, molecular function: neuropeptide hormone activity. The record is from RefSeq and is a predicted model, not a curated record. Gene Ontology annotation, cellular component: axon; extracellular region. The coding region runs from base 83 to 391 and encodes 102 amino acids. The transcript is spliced from 3 exons. NCBI's taxonomy places the organism in Eukaryota, Metazoa, Chordata, Amphibia, Anura, Ranidae. Gene Ontology annotation, biological process: digestion.
CCAUAGAGAGACAGUCAAAAUCUCCUGCUAUUGCGAAUUGGAUGUGGGGGACCCAGCCUCAAUGGGAUGACUUGGAAAUGAAAUGGACAAGAAGGUUUGUGUUAGUAUUCUGCUAGCCAUGCUUGCCAUAGCAGCCUUGUGCAGGCCAAUGACAGAGCUAGAAUCAGCAAGACACGGAGCUCAAAGGAAGAACUCCAUUUCUGAAGUCAGUAGACGGGACCUCCUAGCAUCCCUGACCCAUGAACAGAAGCAGCUGAUCAUGUCACAGCUUCUCCCCCAGCUACUCUCAGAACUCUCCAACGCUGAGGACCAUCUUCACCCCAUGCGUGACCGGGACUAUGCCGGAUGGAUGGACUUUGGCCGCAGAAGUUCAGAAGUCACAGAAUCUUAAAUCCUUUCCUUUACCAUCUCUGCCUAUUUUACUGCUGUGAUCGCCCCAAUGGGGAACAAUGACGCCAAUAAAUUAUUGGUCUGAUAAAUAUUCUGCACUUUGUUUUUGAUGCAAUUAGAAUGUUAAUGUGUGGAGAAAAGGCUAAUUAUCAGCAAAUAUUAAUAAAAAAUAAUAAAAUCUA